Molecule: messenger RNA, 945 nt
Organism: Colletotrichum truncatum
Lineage: Eukaryota; Fungi; Ascomycota; Sordariomycetes; Glomerellales; Glomerellaceae
Product: mitochondrial carrier
Cellular component (GO): mitochondrial inner membrane
Molecular function (GO): S-adenosyl-L-methionine transmembrane transporter activity
Source: RefSeq, a predicted model, not a curated record
AUGUACGAGAUAUAUGCGGCGGGCGCCGCGGCAGCAUUUACCGUAGACUGCCUGGUCUACCCUCUCGACACGCUCAAAACACGGUACCAGAGCCAAGACUUUGUAAAGACAUAUGCAUCAUCACCAGGAAGCAAAGCGCCGCUCUUCCGCGGCCUCUACCAAGGUAUCGGGAGCGUGGUCCUCGCAACAUUACCAGCAGCCGGCAUCUUCUUCGCGACGUACGAGAGCAUGAAAAGAACUAUAUCCAGUACGGUUUCAGUCCCGCAACCCCUGGUUCACGCCUCGGCUUCGGCCGUCGCGGAGAUGGGAUCAUGCCUGGUCCUCGCGCCGGCCGAAGUCAUCAAGCAGAACGCGCAGAUGCUACGCCGACAGCAAUCCGGAGACUCCAAUGGCGGCGGUCGGCGAUCGACGUCCCUCGAGGCACUCCGUCAAGUCACCGGCUCCGGGGCGCAGAGGAGGUUGUGGUCAGGGUAUGCGGCGCUGGUGGCGCGCAACCUGCCUUUCACGGCGAUCCAAUUCCCAAUCUUCGAGCACGUGCGGACGUCGGUGUGGGAUUCGAGGUCGAGAGGGCGGACAGAAGGCGAGGAGCAGGGCCUCCUGGAGACGGCAGUGGUCACGGGUUCAAGUGCUGGGGCUGCCGGCGCGUUUGCGGCGUGGAUCACGACGCCGAGCGACGUUGUCAAGACGCGGAUGAUGUUGAGUGCGGGCGAGGGCGACUCAUCGCAACAAUCUGGAAAAACAUCACAAGCGCAGAAAGGUCGAGGGAGCUUGGAGGUGACGCGGGACGUUUACCGGCAGCAUGGUGUGCGUGGGCUCUUCCGUGGAGGGCUGUUACGGGCCGUCUGGACGGCGCUGGGAAGUGGUCUCUACCUUGGGACGUACGAAAUGUCAAAAGUCUGGCUCACGCGCGGUAAGGACGAAUCGGAGGUCGUCGGAGGACUGUGA